CAUUCGAUGCGCGCGCGUCGUAACGUGAACGAGUAGCGUGAGAAAGUAGCGCGUUUACCACGUUUAUUCGUGGAUCGUUGUUCGCGGUGGAUCAAUCCUGAUCGUCGAUCCGUGAAACACCGGUGAAAAUAGUCGGACAACGGCGUCCAUGGAAGGAGACGUCCGUUGGAUUUUACGGGACGCACGAUCGGCGCUGCGAGAAUUUUCCAUGGGAGAAAGGUUAUUCCAUAAAGCGUAGUGGCGUAAAUUGCUAGUCCGUGGAGGAGAGAAGAAAACGGAGCGACGAGGACGGAGAGAAAACAAAGAAGAGAGGCGAUGAACCGUGCGAGCUUCGUCCGCGCAGUGAUUGCAGCAUUGUGAUCGACCGACUGUGAUAUUAGAAAUAUACAUAUAGUAUAUAUAUACAUACAUAUAUCCGUACACACAUAACCUGUACAUAAUUUUUAACGUUAUUCGGGCAAUCGUCACGAGGUGGUGACAGAAAGAGCCAACAUGACGAAUGCCGUGGUGGAAAAAAAUGGCGACAUUCAAAGCUCAGACAAAUCAUCUUUGAUGGGCUCUUGCAGCCUUCCAAAGAUUCAACCAUCCAGCCCCUUGGAAGAAGAGAAGUCUAGAUCAGAGUCAAGUAACACGCAUAAUGAUGUAGAAGGUGGUAACAUCGGGGGGAGUGUUGCUAGACAAGUUCUAGCAGCAUUUGUGGCCCAACUUGGAACUAUCAACACGGGCAUGACUUUUGGUUUUUCCGCCAUUGCUCUGCCACAGCUGCAAGAACCAAAUAGUACAAUUCCUAUUGUUGCGGAUUCGGCCGAGGAGUCAUGGAUAGCUAGCAUGUCUUCCAUCGGAACCCCCAUUGGAUGUCUAAUAUCUGGAUACAUGAUGGAUGUUCUUGGUAGAAAAAGAUCCCUGAUCAUCACGGAAAUUCCUGCGCUACUUGGCUGGAUAUUAAUUGCAUUCGCCACCGAUAUUCGCAUGAUAUAUGCCGGAAGGUUCUUUGUGGGCCUUGGAUCAGGCAUGGUGGGUGCGCCAGCAAGAGUUUAUACCGGAGAAGUCACUCAGCCUCAUCUCAGGGGGAUGUUGACCGCUUUUGCCAGUAUUGGAGUGAGCACGGGCGUCUUGAUUGAGUACGCGUUGGGUAGUAUGCUCAGCUGGAACAUUUGUGCAGCUAUCAGUGGAAUUAUCCCUCUCGCGGCCCUGAUGCUGAUGUUCUUAUUCCCUGAAACGCCAUCCUAUCUCAUAUCUCGCAGUAGGCCAGAAAAAGCCCGAGAAGCUCUGCAACAAUUCCGCGGCAACAAUUGCAACAUUAACCAAGAAAUGGAGACACUUAUCAAUUUCUCAAAUAAGAACAACAUCAAACGUCUGACAGGAUUCCGUGAGAUAACGAGCGCCCUUUUAAAACCGAACGCCCUGAAACCGUUUACCUUGUUAUUCUUAUACUUCCUGAUAUAUCAAUGGUCGGGUACGAACGUAAUUACCUUCUACGCUGUAGAAAUCUUUAAAGACUCAGGGUCGUCAUUAGACAAGUACUUAGCCGCGGUGAUCCUCGGUGGUGUAAGAUUAGCGUCUACCAUUGUGGCCUGCAUCUUGUGCAGGAGAUGCGGAAGAAGACCUCUGACAAUGGUCUCGUCUGUUGGAUGUGGAUUGUCCAUGAUAGGAUUAGGUGGAUACAUGUGGCUGAAAAAUUAUUGGACUGUGAACAAUUUGCCGCUUAUCGCCACUUGGUUCCCUAUCCUAUGCAUAUUCUCGUACACCAUAACUUGCACCCUUGGUUUCCUUGUUAUACCUUGGGUGAUGAUAGGAGAAGUAUACCCGGUACAAGUGCGCGGCAUCAUCGGUGGCCUAACUACCAUGGCAGCCCAUUCCUUUAUUUUUACUGUGGUGAAAACAUAUCCGUUCUUAGCUAGCGCUAUUACUCGGCAUGGUACUUUCAUUCUAUACGGCUGUAUAUCUUUGUUCGGUACAAUAUACUUCUACCUCUGUUUACCAGAAACAAAAGGUAAAACGCUUCAGGAGAUAGAGGACUAUUUUUCUGGUAGAAAUAGCAACUUAAGAACCGGCAGUAUAAACAAACCAAAGGUGUUAGAAGUGAAGAAGGGUCAAGUACUACCCUAGAAGAACAUUGUUUUUUGAUAUCGAUGCAAGUAGAUCGCAGUCUGUCUUCCAUUGAGCAGAGAUAGAUGUGUGUGUGUGUUGAUUUGGCGUCGUUUUACUUUUCGAACGCUGAAAGGAACUAUAGUUUUUUUAUGUACUUUUAACAGAGAACAAUGUUGCGGAGAAGUUCGUCUUGGAACAAGACAGUAGGGCAGAUCAAGAGACUUGAGGACACGAUCAUAAAGUCAAUUGCAUGAUAUUAAGACUUGGCUAUCGAUACUCUUUUUCUCAUUUUUAGCUAGGAUAAUUUUACUUUACGACUAAAUGUAUUUAUUGACUAAAGACUAUAAUUUAAAUCGUGUUUGCUUCUCGGAAAAGAGAUGCUAUAUAUUUUUAUAGAAACGAAAUAUUGCAAGCCAUUUGAAAACGUCAGGUAUACUCGCGAAUGAAUGUACAUUUCUCGAGGAUCGCAUCAUACUUUCUGAACACCCGCGCAAAGAUAAACAAAGGUGCUAUUUAUUAUAUCAUAGUAUUAUAUAACGAUUGUACAUAUGUGAUGAAAAGACAGAACGUAAUGAAUAAAUAACUGUAUAAAUCAUGUUUCCAAAUCGUGGUCUGACAAUAUAUGCGGGUUUCUGUAACACAAUAAGUUUUAUGAAUGUAAAUUAUAAUUUCGAACACAUUCAAUAAAUAGUUGAUGUUCCAUACUUUCUACAUGUGACAUCUAUUUAUAUCUAUGGAUAUAAUCACAUCUAUGGAUACUACACUAGAAUGAGCACUAAGAUGUAUUAUUAAGAAAUAAACAUUCAUCUGUAUUCAGUUACUGGAAGUUCAUCUAAAUUAAAAAUUGCAUAGCAAAGAAAAUUGAAACAAAUACAAAAUUCACAGUACAAUGAA
Messenger RNA from Megalopta genalis, 2985 nucleotides. RefSeq names its product facilitated trehalose transporter Tret1. The record is from RefSeq and is a predicted model, not a curated record. Lineage: Eukaryota; Metazoa; Arthropoda; Insecta; Hymenoptera; Halictidae. Gene Ontology annotation, cellular component: membrane. Gene Ontology annotation, molecular function: sugar transmembrane transporter activity. Gene Ontology annotation, biological process: carbohydrate transport; transmembrane transport.